UCCAGACUCGAUUAUUUACAGACCGUCGUCUAUCUGUACUAUUGCUGAGUGCGGCGUUAAACAACAAACAAACAAACAUUGCGGGAAAGGAAAGAAAUGACGUCAUUUACUGGUGAUGUCACAAAGGUUAUGAUUAGUCAGAAUUAGAAAAUGUGACUCCCUUAAAGAUGGGGCGACGUUACAAACACCACAGUCACGUUUCCCCAGCUUAAGAUGAAACGGGAUAACAGAUAUAUUCAACACCUAAUGUUACUGUGAUAAAAACAAUCCAUUAAAUCCAUAUUAAUAAUUGUUGGAAUGACCUGUGGUAUGUUCUGGAAAAUAUGCAAUGUCCUCAUGCGGUACAGGUGUAUUUGAAUUUUCGGUAUUACCGACACAGGGAAAGGCUUCGUUGCUAUGGGGAUAUGCCUCGUCUUUCGCUGAUCUUCCCGGUAAGGAUAUAGGUCCCCAGCAGCCUGUACUGGCCGUGAGAGGUGACUAUAUGGAUCGGGGGUCAGGUGCGGUGACUGGGUUAAUUACAUGUCAUCGUUUACUCAAUAUGCCUGGACUGAUGUUCACGAUAUCAAUCACCGGGUGGUCUCCUCCAGACAUGAUUGUGUACACAUCGCCGUCAUAUAGCUGGAAUUGUGCGGCGUUGGACAACAAACAAACAAUAUGACCCGUAGCGUGCUGGUGAGACGCCAUCUUGGGACGGAUGUGGCACAUGUGCAGGAUUACUAUUCUCUGGGCCCCGCUCCACAAAGCGAUUGUAGCGGUGAGACUGUCCUAAGCCUAUGUAAAAGUAUGGGAGUUACGAUCAUCCUAGCGCUAAGAUCGCUUUGUGGAACGGUAGCCUGGACGCAGUCGUCGGUUUAUCAAGCAGAUAACGGUGUUCAUAUUAAUCAUCACUAUGAUUCAUUCUGGUGCAGAUAAAGUAUAUCAUGACAUACCAUACACUGAUACCACGGCGACAGAUGCCCUGUCACACACGAUAUUGUCCCACAUGGGAGGGAACACGGAGAUGACGUUCUGCACCCGAGAUGCUGGAGAGAGGGUACACUGACUCAAAAUGGAGACAGCUCACGACGCAAUGAAGACUUUAUACGACCAGCUAUCAUCUGAGCCGCCGGGACUUCCCGAGGACUUUGUGUUGAGUGAAGUAGGGGAUCUGUUGUUCUGGGCUUCUCUGGCAGGUAACACCUCUCUCGUCCGGGACUGUCUGGACGCUGAGCUGUACGACAUCGAUAGACAGGUUCACAAACAACGAUCGGCUGUAAUGGAGGCGGCGCUGAAAAGCGAACGGACAAUAUAUCAAUUAUUAAUGUCUGAAGGUGCCGAUCUGUCCUUGACUGACGAGGAUGGUAACAACUGUCUUCAUCUGGCCGUGGAAGGAGGAUCUGAAUAUAUAGUUAACAAUCUAUUGUCAUGGGGGAAACAUGACGUCAACGCGGGCGGGAAGCUUGGUCGAACAGCCGUACAUGUAGCUGCACUGAGCAAUCAUAAAGCGAUUUUCAACAUCUUGGUAGCUGCCGAUGUUGACGUAUCCGUGCCUGAUGCCGAGGGGAACAACUGCUUGCAUUUGGCAGCAGAGGUGGGAAGCAUGGGUAUUGUCAGAGACAUAUUGGUUAAAAGGCCACAGGAGAUAAACGCUCUUGGGGCCCACGGCUGCACUGCCUUGGUGACAGCCGUUCUGAACAACCACCAUGAGAUGGUGGACUACCUCGUGUCCAUGGGAGCCGACGUGUCCAUCAGGACAGAUAAGUUGCUGGACUGUCUGACAGCGUCCGUUGUAGCUGGCCACGACUCCGUGUUGCUGAUGUUGCUGGAAAUGGAGAUGUUUGACAUCAACAGAAGAGGACUGUAUGGACGCACUGCUGUCAUGGUUGCUGCUCUGCUGGGGAAGCGUGAGGAAUACGAUGCUUUGGUGUCUGUCAGUGCUGACGUAAAGCUUUUGGAUGAUUUUGGCAAUGACUGUUUACUUCUUGCAGCGAUUGGCGGAAGUGAAGAGAUAGUUCGACAUCUAAUUUCACUGAAUGUCUUUAACAUCAACAGACAACAGGAGAACCAAUCGACUCCCGUGUUUGCCGCUAUUAGUCAUCAACAUCAGAAGGUGUUUGAUCUUUUAGUUGCUGAAGAAGCUGACGUUACCUUGACAAGCAUGGGGGACACUUGCUUAAUAAAGGCCUGUGAGACAGGCAACUGCUGCAUCGUGGAAACACUGAUUGCAAUGAAAUCACAGGACAUCAACUACAGAGGGCAGCAUGGGCGGACAGCAGUGAUGAUGGCUGCGUUGAAAGGUCAUGUGGAUAUAUUACAAAUCCUUGUUUCUGUAGGUGCAGACUUGGCACUUAUUGACGACGACGGUAACGACUGUCUGAUGCUGGCGAGCGUGUAUGGCCAUGUUCAGGUGGCCCAGCACCUCCUUUGUAUGGACAACGUCUUCGACGUCAACAAACGUGGUCAGGACGGGAUGUCUGCUGUCAUGGCUGCUGCCCACGAAGGAAAUGACGGUGUGUUCAAUCUAAUGGUACACGAAAAAGCAGAUCUGCUGACUGUUGAUGAUUAUGGCAGCACGUGUCUCAUCCAGGCAUGCAUCGGUGGGAAUGCUAACAUAGUGCAGUACUUGCUGGACAUGAAGAUCUUUGAUGUAGAGAGUCGGGGGAACGAUGGCUGGACCCCACUGAUGGCCGCUGCAGCGGCAGGUCACCAAGAGGUAUUCCAGAUGUUGGUGGAAGCCGGAGCAGAUGUUACCGUCAAGGAUGCGGCCAACGACAACUGUUUGAUGCUAGCAAGUAUGGGGGGAAAUGCGGUGAUAGUUCAGGAACUGCUCCAAAUGAAGACGUUUGAGAUCAAUGGACGAGGAGGGAAGGGCUGGACGGCAGUGAUGUUUGCAGCCUUUUAUGGCCAGACAGAAAUAUUUGAUAUUUUGGUAAAAUCAGGAGCUAAAAUCUCUUUGACUGACAACAACAACGAUGGCUGUUUGAUUCUGGCAGCAGCAGAGGGUCACGUCGACAUUGUUAGACGACUUCUAGCAGAGACGUCGGUGGACGUGAAUGGUCGGGGCAGGCGUGGAUGUACGCCGCUGUUGGUGGCGGCCCAUGGGGGGCAUACGGAGGUGUUUCAGUUGCUGCUGUCCCACCGGGGCGAUCUGGCUGUUGUGGACGAGAAUGGUGCCAACUUCACACAUUAUGCCAAAGACUGGGUAAGGGGGAUAGUGAAGGAUGUUCCACUGGUGAGACGUCAGCUUAUAUCGGAGCUGAGAACAUCGACGAUGCGUUCCUCGUCAUUUGCUGGUUCAAUCAGGUCCACGUUUGGCGGGUUAGGGUAAGGUCCAUGUAUGAUCAAUGAUCAUGCUAUCAACCUCCCUCAUAUCGGCGAACAUACGGAGGAAUCAGUAUUGGAACACUAUUCACUAGUUUCACUUGUUUACGUGACUAUCGCAUUACACAACACAAUCCGGCGGAAGUCGUGACCCUUAUAUGCUGUUCGAUAUCAAAUUGUAUAUAAUAUUAUCUAUAUUACAAUUUACCAUAAGUCUACUAUGACAAGAAAUCUUUAUUCUGAUUGGUUAAAAGUAGGUUCCAUAUGAAACCUCUAAUUAUAAAUACAUCGAUAGCCUACAUAUCGAUCCUUACAAGUAGCUGCCGAUAACUUAUCAGAAAUGUACGCUAGGAGUCAGUAUACUGUGUCUGAGUGGGAUAUUCAUGUUAAACUGCGGCAUGGUAUCUCAGUGAGCUGGCACUAU
Haliotis rufescens (red abalone) is the source of this 3724-nucleotide messenger RNA. Its product is annotated as serine/threonine-protein phosphatase 6 regulatory ankyrin repeat subunit A-like. Gene Ontology annotation, molecular function: protein binding. The record is from RefSeq and is a predicted model, not a curated record. The transcript is spliced from 2 exons. Bases 1049 to 3307 code for a protein of 752 amino acids. Lineage: Eukaryota; Metazoa; Mollusca; Gastropoda; Lepetellida; Haliotidae.